AUGGCAAGACUCGUUGCCUUGUUCGGAGAUUGGCGCCCGCGGUUACAAAUGGUCGGACAGAAUGUGCCCACAGUCGAUGUUCUCAUUCCUUGUUGCAACGAAGACCCCGAUAUCAUCAUUGACACGACGCGAGCAGUGCUCCAAAUGGACUAUCCCAGGAACCGGUAUCGUGUGUUGAUCACUGACGAUGGCAACUCACGAGAGCUGGCAUCCUAUGUCGAGCAGCUAUCAACAGAGUACCCGAACUUGCAUUACACGGCACGGAAGAAGACCGGGCCCGAUGGCUUCAAAGCAGGCAACUUAAAUCAUGCCCUAAGCUUCCUGAGCGCGCUUCCAGAAGGCGCGGCAGAGUUCGUGGCUUCACUCGAUGCGGAUAUGAUCCCAGACAAGAGAUGGCUCCGAGCACUCGUUCCACACCUGGUUCGCGACCCUCAGCUGGCCGUUGUUUGCCCUCCGCAGCAUUUCUACAACGCCCCACUCAAUGACGCUUUGUGCCAAGCGAACAGGUAUUUUUCCAGAAGCUUUGAGGUUCUCAAAGACAUGGCUGGUGCUGCGUGGAACACUGGCUCUGGCUGGAUAACGCGGCGCGAGGCUUUGGAUUUAAUUGGUGGUUGGCCUACGGACUCCAUAACCGAGGAUGCUUAUUGCUCGACAAUGCUUCUUGCCGCAGGUUGGAAGGCUGCUUACGUCCAAGAAGAAUUGCAGCACGGUCUGGUGCCUGAUUCUUACUACAAGCACAUCAAGCAACGGACUAGAUGGAAUGUCGGAGGAGCUCAGCGCACUGCCAACAUGGGAUUUUUCCUCCGCAAGGCCUGGGCCCGCAAGUUUACCGCAGGACACCGGUUCUUCCACAUGCUGUACUCGAUUGACUACUUCAGCCCCAUCUUGCUAUGCCUUGGCAUAAUUGUCACUCCGAUCUGCCUCUUCAUGGGAUCCAAGCUAGCUCCUUACCAGGACCUUUCGCAGCUACGGUUGAUGUUGCAGCUCAAGUGCUUGGUGCUGCUGGCCGGCUGGCUUAACGAUCUGCAUAACUCUUUGUUCACUGGUUAUCAGGUUGGUCUUUCAGAGCAAGCCAGUAGGGUUUGGAUGUCACCUUACCAUAUGAUUACGCUGGUACGCUCUUUCAUUCUCCCAUCCUGCCUUGGAGGUCAGUUGUCGGGUUUCACCGCCACCGGUUCCGUCCCGGAUACGCUUCACGAGCGGAGACCAGAUCAGCGUGCUCCGCUGAGCAAGCGCCUCCAACACAUUCUCACCGACUGCGGGGCAAUCUUCCACCUGGGUUUCAUCAUUCUAUGCUCUCUCGGUAUAACCAACAUGGUCUACCAAUGUUUUGGCGCUCACAGCGCUGGUUCAAGCCACUCUUGGAUGCUCUUCCUUUCGAAUUUGGCACUUCCGCUGCCUUUCUGGUACCAGCUCAUCAUCGGUUGCUUCGUUCCGCUACAGUAUGCCAUCUUCCCUCCGGAUGUUCCCGAGCGUGAAGCAUGUCUUUUCCGCGACCCUAUCACUGGAGUUGCGUAUCCGACGCAAAAGGCAAAGAAGCCUCAGUUUACGUUGAAAACUGUGGACUAUGCUCAUUUCCAUUUCCCAAUUGUGCUUUAUGCCCUUGGCUUGUUCGCCAGCACCUGGUGGAUCUGA
Messenger RNA from Aplosporella prunicola CBS 121167, 1635 nucleotides. RefSeq names its product glycosyltransferase family 2 protein. The transcript has 4 exons. NCBI's taxonomy places the organism in Eukaryota, Fungi, Ascomycota, Dothideomycetes, Botryosphaeriales, Aplosporellaceae. The record is from RefSeq and is a predicted model, not a curated record. Bases 1 to 1635 code for a protein of 544 amino acids.